Camelina sativa (false flax) is the source of this 1014-nucleotide messenger RNA. Lineage: Eukaryota; Viridiplantae; Streptophyta; Magnoliopsida; Brassicales; Brassicaceae. The record is from RefSeq and is a predicted model, not a curated record.
AUGGGCAAUUUAUUGGGUAAGCGAAAGCCGGAUUAUGAUGACGAUGAUGAUGAUGAUUUGGAGAUCAACCCGAUUCUCAAGAAACAAAAGGUAACAUCCGAGGAGACAUUAACGGAAGGACUUGCUGAUGAUCCUAGUCUCCAGCACAAGUCUGAUGAUGAUCAGGAGGCUAAUUUAUUUGGUAAGCGAAUCCUGGAAGAUGAUGAUGAUUUGGAGACCAAACCCAUGCUGAAGAAACUUAAGGAAAUAUCCGAGGAGACAUUAAUAACGGAAGGACUUGCUCUUGCUGAUCCUACUAGUCUCCAGCACAAGUCUGAUGAUGAUCAGGAGGAGACAAUGGAAGGACUUAGUGACGACACUCCCGAUUUAGUUGAGGAAGACGAUGAAGCUGACUUGAUGAAAAAUACGCUCUGUAUUUCCCAUCUCUCUCGCCAAGCUAAUAUACAAGAUAUCAUCGAUUUCUUCAAAGGUGUGGUGCAUGCGCUGGAAAAGAAGAACGGUAAACGUUUGCUCAAUCGCAAGAUAACCCUUGAUGUGGCUAAUAAGAAGUUAUACCCUCUACCAAAGUAUUCCUUGGAUCACAAGGUUUGCUACGAAGACUGCCUUGGACAAGAAAGCCCAGUGGAAGGACUUGCUGAUGUUGAUGAGGAAGCAAGACAAAAGACGCUGUUUGUUUCCAAUCUCCCUUCUCAAGUUAAAACACGGAAUAUCAUCUCUUUUUUCAAAGAUGUUGGACAAGUUGUUGGUGUUCGACUUAUUGUAGACCGCAUGGGUAAGCAUGUGGGCUGUGGUUUUGUUGAGUUUGCUUCUGCUAACGAAGCAGACAAGGCGCUUGAACAGAAGAAUGGUCAAAUGUUGCGCUAUCGUAAAUCUUUUUUUAGUAAGAUUUUUCUUGACGUGGCUGAGAGAGCUCCAUACCCAAUCCGAUACAAGUACAACCUUGUAGAGAAGCUUUGGUAUGCAGACAACCUUCUACGUGAACCUAAUCUGAAGCAGCAGGAGGAAAAAUCCUAG